AUGGGAAGCCAAAAACGGAUAGCUAAGGAGCUCGCCGAGCUUGUCGAAUCUCCCCCGGAGGGCAUCGUGGUAAAGCUGGCCGACGAAUCCAACCUUUACGCAUGGAACGUAUACAUGGACGGACCUGAGGGAUCUCCUUACCAGAACGGCAAAUUCCAACUUAACCUGUCCCUUCCCACCGAAUACCCCUUCAAACCCCCUACCGUCUCCUUCAAAACGAAGAUCUACCAUCCCAAUGUGACCAACGAUGACAAGGGAAGCAUGUGCCUGGGCAUGCUUAGGGCCGACGAAUGGAAGCCUAGUUCCAAGAUUUUGGCAGUGCUGCAGUUCGCGCGUCAGUUGCUCGCAGAACCGAUGCCCGAUGAUGCCGUCGAGGGACGGAUCGCAGAGCAGUUUAAAAAUGACCACAAUCGGUACGAGGAAGUUGCGAAGGAGUGGACACGCAAGUAUGCCACUGUUUAG
This is a messenger RNA of Aspergillus niger, 462 nucleotides long. RefSeq lists its product as uncharacterized. The record is from RefSeq and is a predicted model, not a curated record. Bases 1 to 462 code for a protein of 153 amino acids. NCBI's taxonomy places the organism in Eukaryota, Fungi, Ascomycota, Eurotiomycetes, Eurotiales, Aspergillaceae. The transcript has 3 exons.